Molecule: messenger RNA, 7008 nt
Organism: Strigops habroptila (Kakapo)
Lineage: Eukaryota; Metazoa; Chordata; Aves; Psittaciformes; Psittacidae
Gene: ATP11C
Product: ATPase phospholipid transporting 11C
Exons: 30
Coding region: 225-3608 (1127 amino acids)
Biological process (GO): phospholipid translocation
Cellular component (GO): recycling endosome; plasma membrane; trans-Golgi network
Molecular function (GO): ATP hydrolysis activity; ATP binding; magnesium ion binding
Source: RefSeq, a predicted model, not a curated record
UGCUCCGGGGCGGGCGGCGGCGGGACAAAAGCGGGGCGCGGGGGAAGUGCCGCCAGCGGGGCCGGGCCGAGCCGAGCGGAGCCGUUCCGUUCCGUGCCGGGCUUUGCCGUGCGGCGCGGUGCGGUGCAGCGCGGUGCAGCGCGGCGGGGCCCCGCCGACAUGGACCGAGCGGGGCCGCGCAGGGCGAUGCGGCGGUGAGGGCGGCGGGGCCGGGCGCUGCCGCGAUGCUCCGCCGCAGCCUCAGCCGCCUGUGUGCUGGGGAAGAGAAGCGGGUCGGUACACGCACCGUGGUGGUCGGGCACCGGCCGGUUUCGGAAACAGAUGCAUAUGUGGCACAGAAGUUCUGCGACAACAGGAUCGUCUCCUCCAAGUACACCCUCUGGAACUUCCUCCCGAAGAACCUUUUCGAGCAGUUUAGAAGAAUUGCCAACUUCUACUUCCUCAUCAUCUUCCUCGUGCAGGUGAUAGUGGACACCCCGACCAGCCCGGUGACAAGCGGCCUCCCUCUCUUCUUUGUCAUCACUGUCACAGCUAUCAAACAGGGAUACGAGGACUGGCUGAGGCACAGAGCUGACAACGAAGUGAACAAAAGCAAUGUCUUCAUUGUGGAAAAUGCAAAGCAAGUGCAGAAGGAGAGUGAAAAAAUCAAGGUUGGAGACAUCGUAGAAGUGAAAGCGGAUGAGACCUUCCCCUGUGACUUAAUAUUCCUGGCCUCGAGCAGCCCUGACGGGACGUGUUAUGUCACUACAGCCAGUCUUGAUGGCGAGUCCAAUUUCAAGACUCACUAUGCAGUGCGGGAUACCACUGUGCUCUGCACGGAUGAAGCCAUCGACACCCUCACCGCUACAAUUGAGUGUGAACAGCCACAGCCUGACCUCUACAAAUUCGUUGGAAGAAUUAUCAUCUACAGAAGUAACCAGGAGCCUGUAGCCAGGUCUUUGGGUCCUGAAAACCUGUUGCUGAAAGGUGCUACCCUCAAAAAUACCCAGAAGAUUUAUGGAGUUGCAGUCUAUACUGGAAUGGAAACGAAAAUGGCUUUGAACUACCAAGGGAAGUCUCAGAAACGAUCUGCUGUAGAAAAAUCUAUCAACGGUUUCUUGAUAGUGUAUUUGUGCAUCCUAUUGAGCAAGGCCACUGUGUGCACCACCCUGAAGUAUGUCUGGCAGAGUAAUCCGUUUAAUGAUGAGCCUUGGUACAAUGAAAAGACUAAAAAAGAGAAGGAGACCUUCAAGGUCUUGCGGAUGUUCACAGACUUCUUGUCAUUCAUGGUCCUCUUCAAUUUUAUUAUCCCAGUCUCCAUGUACGUUACGGUAGAGAUGCAGAAGUUCUUGGGCUCCUUCUUCAUCUCUUGGGACAAGGAGAUGUAUGAUGAAGAAAUAAAAGAGGGGGCCUUGGUGAACACCUCGGACCUGAACGAAGAGCUCGGGCAGGUGGAGUAUGUCUUCACGGACAAAACCGGGACCCUGACGGAGAACAGCAUGGAGUUCAUUGAGUGCUGCAUCGAUGGGCACAAGUACAAGGACUGCAUUUCGGAGGUGGAUGGCUUCUCUCAGACUGAUGGACCCCUAAAAUACUAUGGCAAAGCAGAAAAGAGCCGUGAGGAGCUGUUCCUGCGGGCCCUCUGCCUGUGCCACACUGUCCAGAUCAAGGAAGCAGACCAAGUGGAUGGGCUGAUGGGGCAUCCAGAACGCAAAUACACCUACAUCUCCUCUUCCCCGGACGAGAUUGCUUUGGUGAAAGGCGCAGAAAAGUAUGGUUUCACUUUUCUAGGACUCGAAAACGAUUUCAUGAAAAUCCGAAACCAAAAGAAUGAAACCGAAAUGUACCAACUUCUGCAUGUGUUGAACUUCGAUCCUGUCCGUCGCCGUAUGAGUGUCAUUGUGAGAACCACCACAGGGAAGUUGUUUCUCUUCUGUAAAGGAGCAGACUCCUCUAUUUUUCCAAGGGUGCAGCAAGAAGAAAUCCAACAAACAAAAGUCCACGUGGACCGCAAUGCUAUGGAUGGCUACAGAACGCUGUGCGUGGCCUUCAAAGAACUCACUCAAAAGGAGUAUGACAAAAUAGACAAACAACUGAAUGAAGCCAAGAUGGCUCUGCAGGACAGGGAGGAAAAGAUGGCAAAGGUUUUUGAAGACACAGAAGCAGACAUGCACUUGAUUGGGGCUACAGCUGUAGAAGACAGGCUGCAGGAGCAGUUGGCAGAGACGAUCGAAGCUCUGCACGCGGCUGGCAUGAAGGUUUGGGUGCUGACAGGAGACAAGAUGGAAACUGCCAAGUCCACGUGCUACGCCUGCAGGCUCUUCCAGACCAGCACCGAGCUGCUGGAGCUGACGGCGAGGACGGUGGGCGAGAGCGAGAGGAAGGAGGAUCGGCUCCAUGAGCUGCUGAUAGAGUACCAUAAGAAGCUGAUUCAGGAUGUUCCCAAAAGCCGGGGGGGCCUGAAGAGAAGCUGGACGUUGACUCAAGAAUAUGGCCUGAUUAUAGAUGGCGCGACACUGUCGCUGAUACUGAACCCUUCUCAGGACUCUGGUUCUAGUAAUUACAAGAACAUCUUUCUACAGAUCUGCUUGAAAUGUGCUGCAGUCCUCUGCUGCCGGAUGGCUCCCUUGCAGAAAGCACAGAUCGUGCGAAUGGUGAAGAACACAAAAGGGAGCCCGAUAACGCUCUCCGUAGGGGAUGGUGCAAAUGAUGUCAGUAUGAUUCUGGAAGCGCAUGUUGGAAUAGGUAUAAAAGGCAAAGAAGGACGUCAGGCUUCCAGAAACAGCGACUACGCUGUGCCAAAGUUUAAACAUUUAAGAAAAUUGCUACUAGCACAUGGGCAUUUAUACUAUGUGAGAAUAGCACACCUUGUACAGUAUUUCUUCUAUAAGAACCUUUGCUUCAUUUUACCGCAGUUUUUAUACCAGUUCUUCUGUGGAUUCUCACAGCAGCCAUUGUACGAUGCUGCUUAUCUUACCAUGUACAACAUCUGCUUCACAUCACUACCCAUCCUGGCUUACAGCCUCCUGGAGCAGCAUAUCAACAUCGACACGCUGACCUCAGAUCCUCAGCUCUAUAUGAAGGUUUCAGAUAAUGCCAUGCUGCAGUGGAGGCCGUUCCUGUACUGGACCUUUCUGGGCGCCUUUGAAGGACUCGUGUUUUUCUUUGGGGUUUAUUUUCUUUUUCAAAACUCGUCGUUGGAAGAUAAUGGAAAGGUUUUUGGGAAUUGGACCUUUGGGACGAUUGUUUUCACCGUGCUGGUGUUCACCGUCACGCUGAAGCUAGCACUCGAUACCCGAUUCUGGACGUGGAUGAACCACUUUGUGAUUUGGGGCUCCCUUGCCUUCUAUGUGUUUUUCUCAUUCUUCUGGGGAGGAGUCAUUUGGCCUUUCUUGAAGCAGCAAAGAAUGUAUUUUGUAUUUACCCAUAUGCUGACUUCAGUUUCCACGUGGCUGGCAAUAAUUCUCCUGAUCUUUAUCAGCCUUUUCCCAGAGAUUCUUCUAAUAGUUUUAAAAAGUAUAAAAGAGAAAAACCAUCAGGUAACGAAGCGCCUUCCUUCCUCAGGAACAUCCACUAUCUUCAUGCUUUCUCAAACUUCCAGCAAUCACAGCUUUUCUUGGAGUGAAUAAGACUGACCCCUUUGAUCUGCCUAUGUUAGUCUCGUACAAACGUAUAGAGAAUGGUUACGUGAAGAACGAAGAUGCUGUUACUAAUUUGGCAGAAAGAUAUCCUCUCAGGAUACUUUGAAGUGUUUCAUGCAAACACUGCAUCUUGUCACGCUGUAGGAAAAACCAUGGUUUUAACCUAACAGUUCUCUUCAGUCUCACCAAGAACAAAAUAAGCAGCCAUGCUGAUAAAGCAGUAGCCAGGGCACUGGCCCCACGGUACCCGUUUGGUCUUGUGGCAUCCCCACACCCCCCAAAAUUAAACCUGCCAGAUUCUACAUCAUUGGAGGCUGAGAAAGCAUCUUUAGGAAUUCAUCCAAAACAGCAUGAAUUGAAGUGCAAGAGAGCAACGCCAGCCCCAUUUCAUACAGGGGCUUCCUCUACCCGCUACAGAUCUGAGAGCAGCAAAGAGCUGCUGAAGUCUCUUGCUCUGCCUGACCAAAGAAGUAGCACAGACUUAAACCCCAUAACAGCCCCUUGGGCUCCCCAAAGGCACUGGGAAGAGCCUGCUCCUCUGGAUGCAGCCCUGCGAGCAUCCCGCCUGGUGCCGGGGCUGCCCCCUCCCAGCGGUGGGAUGCCCAGAUGCACGUGGCAGAAAUACUUGAAAAUCCAGGAGGAAUCUUCACCGACAGUGCAUAGCGUUCAGUCACAUAUAUCCCUCCUUUGGGAAUGGCUGGAAGCAGCCUGUGGUCUAUCCAUAGCCAUGAUGUCCGUGCGGAGACCCGCGGCGCUGAGAAGCGCCUGAGCAUCCUCCCGCGGGCUGUUUGCUGGUGGGUUUAUUCCUGAUGGAGGGUGAAGAAAAGAUCCUUUUCCCUCGUGUUGUGGCUGUUUGUGAUGGAAGGAAGCUGUCGUGGAUCUUGGAAGUUGGGCUGUGCUGAGCCGUUUUGCCUGGGUUCAUGUGGUUGUGCUUGCAUUACUGCACCGUGCAGUUGCUUCAACACUUUAAAGGCCUGAGUGACAGUGCAGCCCUUGGAUGAUCCCGGGGGCACGGGCUGUGCCUGUAAACCUGCAGGCUUAUCAAACUGCAUCUAGAGUUAUUUGCACUAAGGAAAAAAGCCGGUUUGAAAAUUAAAGGAAUGCAGGAACUUCAGUUUCAUUUUACACUUUAUUUGGGUUUUAAAUUGGCAUGUUCUUUUUAAUGCUACCUGUACCAUGGUCGCAGGAACUUUCCUCUUUAGGCUGAGGUGAGAUGCCUGACUUGAUGUUUAGUUUCAUUUUUUUUUCUCUGAUACGUGGAAAAAGCAGCUUUUUUUUUUGUUGUGUGAAGUCAUAAGCAGUGAUGGAGCACCCUGUGUGCACCACUGUUCGGUGUGAAGGUCCCUCCUCAUGCUGCUUUCCCCUGGCCCUGGUGCGCUGCAGAGGAACCGCUGUGGGAAGUGUUGGAGUCUCAUUCCAGAGGGGCUGUGUUUGGCUCCUGCUCGCUCAGGCUUUGUGUCGCUUACAUGCAGAGAAACAACCAUUUGGGACUAGAUGGAACAUGCCAUUCAUCAGAUUUCAUUGGAUCAUGGACUAGUUUUGGGAUAAUCGAGUCUUGCUCUCCGGCUGCCAUCCCUGAGCUCUGUCUCUGUCUCCAGUGGAAGCAGGAUGUGGAUCAGCUCAGGCAGGUUGUGGUGUGCAUCAUGAGGACUUUGCAAUGGGCCUUACCUGAGUGGGAAAGGGAUGUGCACAGCCCCUAUGGCCAGUGGCUGCUCUUCUGUCACCCAGCAUGGGAGGGGAUGUACGGACAGGACCACUGUAUUAUACACACUGCACUGGCCUCGAUGCAGGCGGUGUUCGUUAGCAACCGCGGCUCAACUCCUUGCUGCAUGCAAGUAAGGAGCUGCACUUCCAGCAUGUGUCCCACGGGCAAAGCUUUUAUUUUUUCCUUCUUCUUUUUUCCUUUUCCUAGCUCAUUUCAUGGACCUAGACUUCAACUUGCAGACCUUGUCCCAUUCUCGACUUUUCUUGCUAAAAUGUGGUGCCUACAGAUGAAGCAUACGAUGACUACAAUGAAGAUAAGCUCUAUAUGCCAAAUCUAACCUUUCUCCUUAAAUAUACAGUUGCUGACUUGUGUUUACAUAACCUUUAAAAUGCGGGCGCUCAAAUGCCUGAUUCCUGUGAUUCAAAACCAUUCCAAGCCCGGAUGGUCCCAAGCCUGCCACCUUGCUUCUCGGUUUGUUUUGUGUCGUGCUCUACUCCUAGAGUCAAAGUCUGUUCCUGUAGAGGUUUUGCUGGUUACGUUAGUGGGAACAGAGCAAAGCUUGCCAUGUAUGUGUGAACUGUCUGAAUAAAGCCACUGAAACGGGCUCAUUUCUGUAGCCUGUUUCGAAAUGGAGCCUUCUGAGAACCAAAUCUUUCUCUUCCUGUUUCCAAGUGUCCUGUCUCAGGAUGGAACGAGCCAUUGCAAUAGCUGUAUGUUUAAACCCAAGGGAGGUGUGCUGAUAGGUGGGUUGGAAUUAAUGGGAGAUGUCUUUCUAGGGGGAAAACGCUGGUUUUCUUGGGCUUGGAUCUUCAGCUAGUGCACUUGUGUGGUGUCCGGCAGAAGCAGCUGAUCCUCAUCAUUCAGCAACAGCAGAAGUGAAAUUGCUGUUGCUGUGGAUGACUUGUGAGAUCAGGGCAAACAGGAGACCCCUUCUGGGGUUGGGAAGGGAGGAAAAAGUGGUGAUAGGAACUGUAGGGUGUAAGCCAGCGGGAUGCUGGCGUGGCAGUAACCCGACAGUGUGAUGCUGUGAUUGUUCAUGUCCCGUACACACGCUGCACUGUUACAGUGCUCAUUAGUGAGCUAAAAGGUCAGUACAGGCUUAUCGGUGGGAAAACUUGAAGGAAAAAAGGCUGGGGUUUCUUCAUCAGAACUUAUUGAAGCUUAAUCCCUGGCUAAUGACACUGCAAGAUAAGAAAAGUAAUUAAGAUUCCCUCUAAAAGUGUUCUGUGAUAACGGGGGAACUUGGUGUAGUCAUAGCUACUUCUCAAAAACUAACCCUGAUCCUUCUGAGGGUGUUAUGAAAUGACUUGGAAUUGCAGAAAAGCUUCAAAUUGAAUUUGCAUACACACAGGUUGAAAACUUACCUAAUACUGCACCAUUUAGCCAAUUGCCCAGCUCUGGGGUUUUUAAAAACCAUGUAGUAUAUAGAAGGUGUAAAUUCUAUACAGGCAACAAGAAGAUACAUUUUCAGCUUCUUGCAAAAAAGGAAUAUAUAUAUAUAUAUAAAAGAGGACUGCAACCUUACAUUUUUUCACUUAAAUGCAAUUUUAUACAUUUAUGUUGCUUUAUAUGAAAAGGAAAUUGAAUGUGAAUGUUACCUUUUAUGAAUGCAACUGCUCUUUUUUCAUUACAGAGCCUUUUGUUUGAAGUAAUCAAUAAACUUUGGUAUGUUGUUCUGAUUAA